This is a messenger RNA of Notolabrus celidotus (New Zealand spotty), 1012 nucleotides long. Its product is annotated as ly6/PLAUR domain-containing protein 6-like. Gene Ontology annotation, molecular function: acetylcholine receptor inhibitor activity. The coding region runs from base 270 to 797 and encodes 175 amino acids. The record is from RefSeq and is a predicted model, not a curated record. NCBI's taxonomy places the organism in Eukaryota, Metazoa, Chordata, Actinopteri, Labriformes, Labridae. Gene Ontology annotation, biological process: positive regulation of canonical Wnt signaling pathway. The transcript is spliced from 5 exons.
UCCAGCCUAGUGUUCAAACAUUAAAAGGGCUUGCCAUGGUGGACCUAUUGCUGACUGGGACUCUGACGUGCCUGUGUGACGCUGCAGCCCUCCUCCCUCAGCUUCAGUCACUACAGCAGCACUACUAUCACACUAGACCCGGACCCUGUACCACUGUGCACACUUCCAUCUCUGGAGUCUGGACGAGCAGGGGGGAGUCCCACUCUGGAGGAAUCAGAGCCGUGAUCAUCCUACCCGAACGGAAAAGUGCAUGAAGACUCUUUGGAGCCAUGAUGGAGGCCUGGCCAGCGGUGGCUUGGAUCCUGCUAGUGACCAGCAUAGCUGAUUGGCUGAAAACCGUCCACUCAAGGGACUUCACUAUGACGGACAUCAUCUUGCUGCAUCCCUCAACUACGCCUCAUCCAGGCGGCUUCAAGUGCUUCACCUGUGAAAACGCUGCCGACAACUAUGAGUGUAAUCGCUGGGCUCCUGAUGUCUACUGUCCUAAAGAUGCCAAAUACUGUUACACACUCCAUAUGAUGGAGAAAAAUGGAGACAGUGUAUCUGUGACCAAGAGGUGUGUGUCGAUCAAAGACUGUCUGUACACCGGCUGUGCUGAAAUCGCUGAAAAUGGCAAUCAGGUGUGUUCGUCCUGCUGUGAGGGCAACAUCUGCAACUUGUUGGUGCCAAGGAAUGAGAGCAGUGCCAUUUUCUCCUCAAAUUCUCCUCUAGCUAGCUCCAGCAGAAGGCUCUUACCCACAAUGCUAAGCUACAUCAUAAUUAGCAGCAGCACUGUGAUAGCCGGACGUUUAAUUUAACUUCAAGCUGGAGUAAAAACUUGUACCCCAAGCCCGCUGAUGAUGCUGCCAUGUGUUUACUUCCUCUUUUUACACAAUUUUCAAACAAGUAUUUUUGGUAAUUUAUGCUAAGUGUCAAUGUUAUUGUUUGGAUCCAAUGUGUCAGUGAGUACCUUUUGUCUUUUUAAAGCAUGUUUAUUUGAUUGUGUUUAAUAAAUAUAUCUUCUAAACUGUUU